UAAAUUGUGACAGUAAACCGAAAAGUCAUUUUUUAUUUUAAGGAGGCCAAUGAAAAUGAAUGAAUUAUAUACAAGCUGGAUGCACGAGGAAAGUGUGAGAGCACGGUCACGAAUCACGAUGACUAAUAACGGAUUUGCUUCUAGAAUCUCUUACAACAGAAUAUUACUACGUACUCUGAACCUUUAUAUAUAUAGCUCCUCACUCUCAUCUCAUUCGCACAAUGGCGUCCUCUCUCAUUCUGAAGCGCUUUGUCUACUCUUCACUUCUUUCCUGCAAGUCUCCCACUCUCCUUCGCCCCGCCGCUUCCGCUUCCCACCGCUCCUUCAACGACCACGCCGAUGACAACGACGAUCGUGGCUCUCGCUCAGGCGUGUUGGAUUCGAGCCAGGUUCUGAACAUGAUGAAUCUCGUCGCGGAUGGGAGUGGGACGCGAAAGAGACGAAGGAUGUUCUGCUUCUCCGCGUGAACAUGCCUGGGCUCGGAAAGGAACAUGUGAAGAUCUCGGUGGAGCAGAACACUCUCGCCGUCAAAGGAGAAGGCGACGAGAAAUAGAGCGCUCCUCCCUACACUUGCAAGAUUGACUUGCCGGUGGAUAAGCUCUACAAGUUUGACCAGAUCAAAGCUGAGAUGAAUAACGGUGUGCUCCAUGUCGUUGUGCCUAAAAAGAAGGAAGAGGAGACGAAAGAUGCCACCAAUGUUAAGGUUGAAUAGAAUAAUUAAGCAGUUAAGCACACUUGUUUCUUUGGAUCUAGUUAGUAGAUGAAACAACGACUUAAUGGCUUUGCUCAUGAUCUGUUUUUGUUUUUAAACUUCAUACGUUUGUGUUUAGUUUCUUAUAACUUAAACUCUUCUCUGUAAUAAAAUCUUUGUACGUAGAUUUGUGAAUGAGCUUGUUGCUUCUGCAA
Molecule: messenger RNA, 906 nt
Organism: Glycine soja
Lineage: Eukaryota; Viridiplantae; Streptophyta; Magnoliopsida; Fabales; Fabaceae
Product: heat shock 22 kDa protein, mitochondrial-like
Exons: 2
Coding region: 222-467 (81 amino acids)
Source: RefSeq, a predicted model, not a curated record